AUGAGACGCUGGAAAUAUUUGCAAACUAAGGAGGAAAAAUUAAAGCUUAAGCUGAAUACUAUUGGUGGCUACAAUGACAAGUCUGAAAGCACUAAUAAUGUUGAGAAAUACAAUUUGGAAACAUGUACGUGGGAGAGCAUGCCUGCAUUGCCACAGCACUUACGGGGCAUGAAUGUGGCGCUAUUGAAUGAAAGCAUCUACGUUUUGGGAGGACAUGUGCACAAUGCAGCUGCGCCAUUGGAAACUGUGUAUAGGUUAGACAAUAACGGCACAGAGUGGCAGCAGGUCGCCAAUUUGUUGAAACCACGUUUUGAAGCAAACGUCCCGGUAUUUGAGGAUAAAAUAUAUGUUUUUGGUGGCUUGUCAGCUGCAGGAACACCACUUGCCGAUUGUGAAUGCUAUGACGCAGUGAGCAAUACUUGGACACAAUGUGCUGAUAUGCUGGAACCACGCUAA
Zeugodacus cucurbitae (melon fly) is the source of this 456-nucleotide messenger RNA. Its product is annotated as kelch-like protein 5. Gene Ontology annotation, molecular function: protein binding. The record is from RefSeq and is a predicted model, not a curated record. The transcript has 3 exons. Bases 1 to 456 code for a protein of 151 amino acids. NCBI's taxonomy places the organism in Eukaryota, Metazoa, Arthropoda, Insecta, Diptera, Tephritidae.